This is a messenger RNA of Emericellopsis cladophorae, 621 nucleotides long. RefSeq names its product ADP-ribose pyrophosphatase-like protein. The coding region runs from base 1 to 621 and encodes 206 amino acids. NCBI's taxonomy places the organism in Eukaryota, Fungi, Ascomycota, Sordariomycetes, Hypocreales, Bionectriaceae. The transcript has 3 exons. The record is from RefSeq and is a predicted model, not a curated record. Gene Ontology annotation, molecular function: ADP-ribose diphosphatase activity. Gene Ontology annotation, cellular component: nucleus; cytosol. Gene Ontology annotation, biological process: ribose phosphate metabolic process; nucleoside phosphate metabolic process.
AUGUCUCUUUCCGACGCCAAAGUGUUGUCAUCAGGGCCCUUGCCCGACGAGGAGGCCAAAUGGAUCAAGUUGACAAAAAUCACAUACCAAGACCCCACAGGAACCUCGCGCUUGUGGGAGUCAGCGGAGCGUCGCACUCGGUCCGCCAACACUGAGGUUGAUGCCGUGGGCAUCCUUGCCGUCCUCGAAAACCCAACAACGGGCCGGCGCGAGCUCUUGCUCCAGAAACAGUUCCGCCCUCCCGUCAACAUGAUCACCAUAGAGGUCCCCGCUGGUCUGGUGGACGCUGGCGAGUCGGCCGAGGAAGCUGCAGUCCGCGAGCUGCGGGAGGAGACAGGCUACGUCGGCGUGCCCACCGAGACGAGCCCCAUCAUGUACAACGAUGCUGGCUUCUGCAACACCAAUCUGCGCAUGGUGCACGUCUCCAUUGACAUGAGCCUGCCGGAGAACAAGGAUCCCAAGCCGCAGCUGGAGGAAAGCGAGUUUAUCGACGUCUUCACCGCCCCGCUCGACAACCUCUGGGAGGAGUGCAAGAGGCUGGAGGCCGAGGGGUGUGCUAUUGACGCACGGGUCGCAAGUCUGGCCGAGGGCAUUUUCGUUGCGCAGCAGUUGAAGCUGUAA